Paramuricea clavata is the source of this 1276-nucleotide messenger RNA. The record is from the annotation of a GenBank genome assembly. Lineage: Eukaryota; Metazoa; Cnidaria; Anthozoa; Malacalcyonacea; Plexauridae.
AUGACGAAAGCCGUUGAAAAGGUACUCGCACAAUUUAAGGAACGGUUUGACAGAUAUCCGAAAGCAGCACAAUUCGACGACGGAAAGGAAUUCUACAAUGUAGGAGUAAAGACGUUGUUAAAGGAUCACGAUGUCCAUUACUUUUCCACGAGAACCUUCGAGAAAGCUGCACUCGUCGAGAGAUUUAAUAGGACUUUGAAAACAAGAAUGUGGAAAUAUUUUACGGAAAGCAAACGAAAGUUUGGGUGGACGUUGUACCUGCCUUCGUCAAAUCCUAUAAUAAUUCCACGCACAGGACGAUCGGGAUGAAACCGGCGAAUGUGAACGAGGAGAACAAGGACGAAGUUUGGACAAGGGUUUAUGGAUAUCCACUGGACAGUUUUCCGAAACCCAAGUUCAAAGUCGGGGAUCACGUCAGGGUGGAGAUAAAACAUAAAACGUUCGAAAAGGGAUACGAACCCAAUUUUGACAACGAGAUGUAUGUCAUCACGGAGGUGUUUCGGGGAGAUCCCAACAUGUCCAGCCUUAAGGAUCCGGAGGAUGGGGAAGACAUUUUAGGAAGAUAUUACGAACAGGAAUUAUCUUUAGACUUAAAUAAAAAUGGAAACAGUGGAGAUGAAUGACUUGUCUAACGACCGGUAGGUAGUGGUGGAGCCGAAGGAGGUGAGGAAGGUAGUGGUGGAGCCGAAGGAGGUGAGGACGAAACGGUAAUUGACGAAGACGAUUUCCUCGAUCACCUCGACUAAACAGUUGACGGACUAAGUGAAGCAAAAGCCUCUAGUUUCCGUGAAGAGAACAAAGACGACACAUACAGAAGGAGGAAGAAGCGCAGACGGAUAAACUGUACUUAACCGGAAUUUUUAAUGACAUAAAGAGAGAGUUUGCCAGAGAAUUGUUGAGUAGCGAAUACCGAACAGAUCCGACCGACGGACAAAAUUCCAGGGAAUUUAUCUCUCGUUUGGACAUAACUAAACAUAAGCUGUCGUUCGACGGAACCGUUAUCGGGUACAUUGAUACUGGUGGUGCAUUCAGAAUGUCCGGAAAUAAAAAAUCUGCCGGGUCCAUGACACAAUUCAAAAAGCUAUAUGAAAAAGCACUAAUCGAUCACAAGGAAAAAGUCCGCAGCGUGGUGGAAGAGGAGACCGGAGGAGACAUGCUAGAGGAGAACGCGGAGGAAACCUACGAAAACGCCGAGGAGAAAUUUCACCAGGACGUUGUCAACGCAAGCGAUAACCUUGCGGAACAAGCGGAAAGAUUGGAAAGUGAAGGAAAAUAA